CCUUCUAUGGCAUCCAUGAACAUGUCAUAUUUGGACCCCGAUGUUGUUGUCUUGAUUGGAAUUCCUGGACUUGAACAUGUGCAGUUCUGGAUUGGGUUUCCUUUCUUUGCUGUAUGUCUGGUGGCUCUUCUGGGAAACAUCACUUUACUGAUCAUCAUCCCUACAGAACGCAGCCUGCACCAGCCCAUGUACAUCUUCCUGGCUGUCCUGGCCGCCACUGAUGUAGGACUCUGUGCAGCCAUUGCUCCCAAGAUGCUGGCUAUCUUCUGGUUCAGAUCUUACUCCAUGACCUUUGACAACUGCUUAGUGCAAUUAUUCUUCAUUCACACCUUACAGUGCAUGGAGUCUGGCAUCCUGUUGGCCAUGGCCUUUGACCGUUACAUUGCCAUCUGUGACCCUUUGAGGCACACAUCCAUCCUCACACCUUCCAUCCUAGGUCACAUGAUGGGAGGGGUGGCCAUCCGGGCUAUAGUGCUGGUUGGUCUGCUACCCAUUCUAAUCAAGAGAUUGCACCAUUUCCAUUCCGUCAUCAUUGCCCACUCUUACUGCGAGCACAUGGCUGUGGUCAAGCUAGCUGCAGAAGACAUCAGAGUCAAUAAAGCCUGUGGACUUUUUGUAGGUUUUACAAUUCUGGGCUUUGACAUGGUCUUCAUCCUCAUAUCCUACAGCCUUAUUUUCAGGGCUGUUUUCCUUCUACCACAGAAGGAGGCACGGCUCAAAGCAUUCAAUACGUGUACAGCACAUAUUUUUGUUUUCCUUGAGUUUUAUAUUCUUGCCUUCUUCUCCUUCUUUAGCCACCGUUUUGGACAUGUUGUCCCCUCUACCCACAUCCUUCUGUCUACCAUCUACCUCCUUGUGCCACCUGCACUCAACCCCAUUGUCUACGGGGUAAAAAACAAGGUGAUUCGUGAACGUGUGGCAGGGAUUUUUCUUCUGAAUCGUACGUCCUAA
Molecule: messenger RNA, 951 nt
Organism: Erinaceus europaeus (western European hedgehog)
Lineage: Eukaryota; Metazoa; Chordata; Mammalia; Eulipotyphla; Erinaceidae
Product: olfactory receptor 52A5-like
Exons: 1
Coding region: 7-951 (314 amino acids)
Biological process (GO): G protein-coupled receptor signaling pathway
Cellular component (GO): membrane
Molecular function (GO): olfactory receptor activity; G protein-coupled receptor activity
Source: RefSeq, a predicted model, not a curated record